UGGCUGUGCCCACUGGGCUGUAUUCUCGUGCAAUACAUGUGGUUGAUGUAAUUACGAAAAUAGACCAGCGGUUGGCAGUAUCCGCUUCGACGCAUCUUUCUACUGAAAAGACUACAAGAAGAAGAACACCGGCCUAUUCACCGACGUUAAAGGGACGUCAGAGGAGAUAUUUGUUUACCCCCUCUUUUUCCAUGUGGCGUUUUCGUCAACACGUUGCACGAACAACUUUGUAGAACUUGGUAGUCAGAAGUUGGUAGUAAGUGAGACAUGCUCCGCGCAGCUCGGUCGUGCCCACAGUGCGGCUCGUCAAGUGUCGUUCAGGAUGAUCUCUACGCGGAGUCCCAACUCGUCUGUCAGGACUGUGGCUCUGUGGUGUCCGAAGGACUUCUCGUCACGGACACGGGCGCGGGAACAGAAGAUGUUCGGUAUAGUCACAGCACAGCUCAGUCAAAGGUGCCCUGCAGAAAUCUGAUAAAGGGACUGCAGCGUGUGCGUGCGUUGUGCCGCAUCCUACGGCUCAGCUACGAUGUGGAGGAGCUGGCGGAGGUUUACUUCAGGCAGGCGUACACCCACGCCAGCUUCAUCCACGUCACGCUCGCCAAGAAGGAGGCGCUGGUGGGCUGCUGCGUGCUGGUGAGCUGCCGGCUGCGCAACUGGCCCCUCGCCCUGGGCACCAUCAGCGGCCUGGUGGAGACGGACCCCGCGCUGGUGGGAGGGGUCUUCAAGCAGCUGGAGAAGGUCCUGGACGUGGAGGUCCCCAAGAGCAGCAUCACCUACGUGCUGGAGGCCCACUCCCGGGAGUACAAACUGAGCAGCGCUCACGUCCCGGAGGAGCUGGCCGAGACCUCGGCGGACCUGGCCAAGCGCGCCGUGGCGCUGGUGGAGCUGGCCACGGACAGCUGGAUCGUCACGGGCCGCCACCCGGUCCCCAUCAUGAUGGCGGCCAUCUUCCUCAGCUGGCAGUCGCUGAGGCCCACCAAGACGCGCCUGCGCUACUCCCUGAACAAGUUCUGCCGGCUGUCGCACAUGCCCCUGAACAAGACGGCGGCGCAGCGCGUGGGGGAGAUGAGGGAGGUGCUGUGCCGGCUGGGCCAGGAGAUCCCCUGGCUGAGCGGGGGGGCCCCGGACGACGUGGCUCUGCACGUGGAGGACAUCCUGCAGCACCGCCACGCCCUAUUGAGGGAGGCCCUGCGCACCCACGAGGUGAGCCAGAGGGCCGAGGAGGAGGAGAGCCAGGGGGCUGAAGAAGAGGAGGGGGGGAGCCGGGGGACUGAAGGGGAGAGCCGGGGGACUGAAGGGGAGAGCCGGGGGACUGAAGGGGAGAGCCGGGGGACUGAAGGGGAGAGCCGGGGGACUGAAGGGGAGAGCCUGGGGGCCCAAGAGGACAGACGGGGGACCCAGGAGGAGAUCCAGGGGAAUGGAAUCCAGCCCAGCACCGUAGACCCCCCACCACGAGCCCCGGGCCAUCAGCCCGACGGGACGGAUUCACCGCCGGAGCCGUGCACGCUGAAGGCCGUAAAUGGAGAUCCUGAGGAGGGAGGCGGCGAAACGCAAGGUACCCAGGAGCAACGGCCGGCGGUCCACUGGGGCAAGAGGGCGAUGUUCGCCCCGCCCUGCGCCCGCCACGCCAAGGUCUGUAGGACGGAUGCUUCGCGGUGGGCCGAAGUGAACGGAGACGAGGAGAUUUCCGACAGCGAGAUCGACUCGUACAUACGCAGGCCUCAGGAAGUGAGGGACUACCUGCAGACGCAGCAGCAGCUCCUCGCCGCCACCGAGGACCAAGAAUGUUCCGGAAAGAAGUGAAGGAUGUUCCUGGGAAUGUUCAGUGCACUUUAAUUUGAUUAUUUUUUUGCCUACACUGAUGGAAAUACUGUAUAUUAAUAACUUUUUUUCAGUUUGAACAUUUGCUGGAUUUUGUUUGAAUUGUGCGCAAUUGCCACUAAAGUGAGUUUCUGUUUUUCUACAAUUACCUUAAAAUAAAUAACUUUUUUUCAUUGAUGGUACCACAAAGAUUUCCAUGUGUUUCCAAGGUUUGAGCAGUGUUUUGUGCUUUGGGCAGCAUGUUGAACCUAAUAUUGCUGUGACAUUAUAUUUUGUAGUCCAGGGGUGUUACAAACAGGUGACCAGAGGGGUGCUGGUAGCCAUGCUGUACUGUGAACAGUUUAGUAGUGGUGCCGCAUGAUGCCAAAACGUCAAAGCCUCGCAGCCAGAUGAACCACCGAAGUGGUUCGACCUCGAAGCUUUAAACGAGUACGCUAGGGACACCUAGUGGUGAAUGAAGUUAUGAUGAAAGAACGUUUCUGUGAACCCAGCCCAAAAUGUGAUGUUUGCUUCGUACAAAAUCAAAACAUUGGAAUUAAAGUCAUUUCAGUGAUACGUGUGAGGGUGCCGUUCAUAAAUAUCUCCCGAGCUCAUGGUAGAAAAAUAAAUCAUUUGACAAAGAAUUAAAGUAGGCAUCCCGGGCAAAAUAGGUCUUAUCAACUACAGUAGCCUAAUAAUUGUAACAAUACAACUGCAUGAUGACAGUGAUUAAUUCAAUUGCCAUUAAAGUGAUCUUGGAACUGG
Gadus morhua (Atlantic cod) is the source of this 2565-nucleotide messenger RNA. RefSeq names its product BRF2 general transcription factor IIIB subunit (gene brf2). The transcript has 4 exons. The record is from RefSeq and is a predicted model, not a curated record. Gene Ontology annotation, biological process: DNA-templated transcription initiation; transcription preinitiation complex assembly. Bases 268 to 1803 code for a protein of 511 amino acids. Gene Ontology annotation, cellular component: nucleus; transcription preinitiation complex. Gene Ontology annotation, molecular function: TBP-class protein binding. NCBI's taxonomy places the organism in Eukaryota, Metazoa, Chordata, Actinopteri, Gadiformes, Gadidae.